AUUGGAUGAGAAAUAAAAAGAAAAUAAAACAAGAGAAAAGAAAAAUUAAGGGCCCAAACGGCGGAGGCGAAGAAAAGAAAAAGGCAGCAGCAAGAGGAUCUAGGGCUUCUCUUAGGACCUGUUUGGCCCUCUCCUUCAUCUCUAAUCUCGUUCAAUAAACUUCAAUUACAUACACAAAACCAUGUGAUACAGAAGAUACAUAAACUCGAUUAAAAUUAGGGUUUACUUACUGUUAAAUUAUCACAAGUUUGAAUGAUAAAUCAAAGGACAAACAUAGCUUAAUUAAUAUGCGGGGAUUGGAGAAAUCAAAAAGGGUUUCAUGGGCUUCCGAUGUUAAUCUGUGUCAGGUGAAGCUAUUUUUGUCCGAAGAAUCUCCAUCAUUGAUUGGAUCGGGUGGUCAAGAUCAUCUGCAAGCGAAAUCAUCAUGCCCGUUAUAUACUACAGGAGCAGGACAUGAUGACAAUCUGCCACCUGGUUUCGAAGAAAGUCAUCCUGCGAACGUUUUGCUUAAUAAAUUGUCUGAAAUUUCUGUUAUUCAGUGGAGAUGUCCACCCAAGUUUGCAUAUGAUCCCAACUGGCAAGUGGUUGAUGGUGAUGAAAGCUAUGAAUUAGACCGCGAAAAUGAAAGGGAGAUGAGAGUACUCGAAGCAGUUUAUCCUCGUCCAUCAUCUAUACCCCCAAACCCUUCUUUGCUAAGUGGUGUAGAUAGUUCUGAUGACUCUGAUCAGCAGCAGCCUCCUCUGAUUCCUAUCACGCCCAUUGAAGAUGAUGAUGCUGGAGCUGAUACUUCUUAUGAUAAUGUGCCACCAAACACUGUUCCAAUGAGCUCACAGCCCCAGCAACAUGCUCCACAAAUUCUUCACUCGCAGUCCAAUGCGAGUACCGGCAACCCAUCUUUUAAUUUUAUUCCACCAGCUGCAGCAGCCCUCGGUGUUGAACCUCGUAUGAUUACAGCUGCAUAUAAUGCCUUAAAUGCAGUUAUGGCGAAUAGUGGUCAAAUGACUGCUAUUGACCCUGAUCUACUCCUUACGAUAUUAAAGGACCCAAAUUUGAUGGAGAAGUUGGGGUCAAUCCAUGGAACAAGUACCAGCAACCAGAACUUGCCGAAGCCUAUGUCGCAGGGCAAUACUUUACCCGACCCACCACUUGUUCACAUCCAAAGAGCCGAACCUGUUCCGUCUUCAUUAGCAGCUACCCCAAGCAGACCAUUCUAUCCUCCCACAGUUAGGCCAGGACCUAUUCCUAAUUUGCGUCCACAUGCACCCGAGGUCGUAUCAAUGCCUCCUCCACAGCUUCCUCCAGCUCGAGGAGUUCCAGUAGCCAAGGAUAUCAACUACUAUAAGAGCCUUAUUCAGCAACACGGAGGUGAAAGACCAGAACCAGUGCCACAAUUUAAUAAUCAUCUCCAUCAGAUAAGACCAGUCCAGGGACCAACAAACGAGGUUAUGUCAAGGGAUUAUAGACCUAGAAUAAUGAAGCCAUGCAUGUAUUUUAACAGUCCAAGGGGAUGCAGGAAUGGAGUUAACUGUGCAUUUCAGCAUGAUAUGUCCACACAGCAGAGAGUCAGUGGCAUGCCGGAGGUGCAAAGUGCAAAGAGAAUGAAAAUGGAUGGGGAGCUCACUGGCACAUAGCAAUAUGUAUGAUGUAGUAAUAGAAAGGAGAACAUGAGGAUUGCCAAGUGCAGUCCAGUGUUUUGGUCACUUUCUUGCAAAGCAUGAUGGAUACAAGGUGUGGGGAAUUUCCUGGCUUUGCCGCAAAAGAAGUCAUUAUGUUUGGUUUAUUAAUUUACAAAUUAUUGUUCAUUACAACAAAUCAGAGCUCAAAAUUUUGUGAGUUUGGGACAGGAGUGGCAAUGCAGAGAUUUAUGCAGUGUCCCAGGCCCGGCCAUGAUACCAUUGUUAUGGAUUAUUAGAUUUAGAAACAUAUACUUAAAUUUCGUUAUGAAUUUUACUCCUAAAAAUGACUUGAGGUAUUUA
Messenger RNA from Daucus carota subsp. sativus, 1976 nucleotides. RefSeq names its product zinc finger CCCH domain-containing protein 6. The record is from RefSeq and is a predicted model, not a curated record. NCBI's taxonomy places the organism in Eukaryota, Viridiplantae, Streptophyta, Magnoliopsida, Apiales, Apiaceae. Gene Ontology annotation, molecular function: metal ion binding. The transcript has 4 exons. Bases 288 to 1631 code for a protein of 447 amino acids.